GAUGCCCAGGGCGGAAGUGGAGGAGCGGCCGGAAGUAGUCCGAAUCCCAGUCAGACUGACCGGCUGGUAGGCUUUGACAGGAGCCGGAGCUGCGGAAAGAAGUUGGUGGCAAUGGAGUUGGGCGAGCUGCUUUAUAACAAGUCGGAGUACAUCGAGACGGCAUCUGGAAACAAAGUUAGUCGCCAGUCUGUGUUGUGUGGAAGUCAGAACAUCGUUCUCAAUGGCAAGACCAUUGUGAUGAACGACUGUAUUAUCCGAGGGGAUCUGGCAAAUGUGAGAGUUGGACGUCAUUGCGUUGUGAAAAGCCGGAGUGUCAUAAGGCCACCUUUCAAGAAAUUCAGCAAAGGUGUUGCAUUUUUUCCUUUACAUAUCGGGGACCAUGUCUUUAUUGAGGAAGAUUGUGUGGUCAACGCAGCUCAGAUUGGCUCUUACGUUCACGUUGGCAAGAACUGUGUGAUUGGGCGCCGGUGUGUAUUGAAAGAUUGCUGCAAAAUUCUUGACAACACAGUUUUACCCCCAGAAACUGUGGUGCCGCCAUUCACUGUCUUCUCCGGCUGCCCAGGGGAGACAACAUGAAAAGAGAAGCAAUUUCUGGAUGGAAACGCACAUUUGGAAUUUGAAAAAGCAGGUGCACUGCCAGUGAGCCCUAGGUGAAAUGUCCAACGCCCAGAGGCUGAUGCCAGGCCAGCAUGAUGUACAUGGUUUUGAGUGGGUCAGACUGACAACAUGAAAAGGAAGCCUUGCUUGUCACUUGGACUUGGACCAUGGCUGUCUGGUACUGCAGUAUGACUUUCUGCAAGAAGCCAAAGAAAAGCAGCUGGCUCUCUUGGAAUCCCAGAUUCACUGAUUGUAAAAGUCUGCAUGUGACUAAGCUGAAAACUGGCCUCUGUGAGCUGUUUCAGCCCCAGCAGGAGCUGUGCUGACCUGGAAGCAGACACAGGCUCCAUGAAUAGGACUCAGACCCUGGGACCGUUGAAGGUUUAGGACCCCUUCUGUAGAGCUCUCAUUAUGAAAACCUACAUCGUGGAUGCUGGCCGGACCGUCGGGCCACAUACACAUGCCCACAGGAGAAGGCUUAUUCUCUGAUGGGACCAUCUACAAUCAAGCUGCUGGUCAGCUCUUUGUCGCAAAUGCGGAGGCUACCUGCAUCCUGAUUUGUGAUCCCUGCCAAUGUUGGGGGAGGGCACAUCACAGGGACUGUGACCCCUCCACCUGCUGUUGAAGAUCAGACUCUGGGCCUUCUUGGCAAGGAUGUCUCACUGGUGUUGACUUGUGUUCGGCUUUCUAGACUAGUUGCAGCUUAACCACAGUGGGCUGAUAGCCUGAUUCUAUUUCCUUACUGUACCCUCCCACCCCCAUACACACCUAGUAAGGUAGGUUCAUUAUUUGAAUAUAGCUGUCUCAAGAGGGAUUGAUCUAGGCUGUUCACUGAAUAAAAGGAAUGGGAGAUGAUGUACACCCAUUUGGAAACUUUUGAAAAUUCAAGCUUUCAUCCUCCACUAGUCUGCCAGGGCUCCCAGAACAAAAUGCCUCAGACUGGGGGGCUUAAAUUAGAGAAAUAUGUGCUCUCACAGUUCUAGAGGCCUGCAGUCCUAGACCAAGGUAUUGGUGGGUUUGACUUCUCUCAAGCCCUCUCUCUUGGCUUAUAGAUUCUCACCGUGUCCUGACAUGGUCGCCCCUCUGUGCUGUCUGUAUCCUGAUCUUCUCUUCUUCUAAGGACACCAGUCAGUUUGGAUGAGGGCCCACCCUAGUGAUUCUAUUUUAAUUCAGUCAGCUCUUUGAAAGUCCUGUCUCCCAAUAGAGUCACAAUUCAGAGGUACUGGGGGUUAAGGCUUCAACAUAGGAAUGGCAGAGGGGACACAAUUCAACCCCUGUAACACAUCCUGACCAAUGCCUGAAUUUGUCUUUCUGGUUAAGUUAGAUAAAAACGUUUAUCUGCAAAAAUGUAUUUGUGUCUCUUGUAUAUAGCCUUUGCAGAUAAAAAGCCUGGAGGAGACUAAGAGGGGAUUGGAAGAAUGUCGUUGGGUUGCUGAACAGCGGGGCCUACAGAUUUUGUAGCAAUGAAAAGGCAAAGUCCUGGCACCUGGAGAGCCUGGGGGAAAUGGUGGGGGGCAUCUAUAAUCUUGGAAGCUUUCCCCUCUUCCUCACGGAAAGCUCCAGUGCUACCUUUCCAUGCUCUGGAGUGCUUUGAGUUCAGACCGCUGAGCCUGUGAUCACACCAGGCAGCCCUGGCUCUGACGACAGAGGGGGCCAGGGCCCUGCACUUCCACACAGAGUGCACACUCAUGAGAUGGGGACACUUGUGUCACAGACAAGUAGAAUUGUUUGGAACUGACUGCCUUCACGCAGCUCUUCCGAUACCAAGGGCUGGCUGGAUCUUCCAGAUUGGACUGGAAGCCCUAGGGCGGGAGAACCGUGGUAAGAGGCUUACACUGGGGGCCCUGUUACCCUUCACUGCCUAACAUAUGUCUUGCUUGAGGUACCCUAACAUUGAAAACUCAUUUCCAGUGGGACCAUGUGCCCUCUGGGACUGUACUAAUGUCUUUGUGCCCUGUCACCACAUUGCCUCAGCCCUGGAAGGCUUCAGAUCAGCCUGAACUUACUGGCCACAGCUGUGCUGUACCUGAAUUGGUGCCUGGAGCCAGGUAAAAAUGAAUCAUACAGAAGUUUAGGGAGGAAGCCACUUGGCUUUCUAAGAUAGACUGUUGUUCUUUUUUUAAUUGAGGUAUGGUUGACAUAUAACAUUAUAUCUAAAGUAGACUUUGAUGGUUAACGGGACCCCUGGCAGGCAUAACAGAUCAGCACUGCAGUUUGGGCUCAUCUUUUUGCAUGGGGUCCUACUGAUAAUACAUUUGCUGCAAAGAAGCAUGAGCCAAGGCCGAGGGCCAAGGGGAUGGACAGCACAGAAGGGAGUUAACACAGUAAGCCUGAGACUGCUCUCCUUGUUUGCAAGCCUGACCCUUGGCUGGCAUCUGGGUAAUUGGAUUUUGAGUGGGUUCUCACCAUUACCUAAAUAGUAAGAAUGGCUCACUGUGCCUAAACUGUGCAGACAGUAUGGUUUAUGCUAAAUGCCUGCUUUUCUUCUAGGAAUCCAACAUUUUGGUAUGUGCCAGGCAGAGGGUGUCUACUUGGCCAGCCUAUUGGGCCAGCAGUAUAAAACCCUGGGCACUGAGCCUCUAAGGAGCUUCCCUGGCAAAUAACACUUCACACUUGCUGUCAUAACUCAUUGCUGGAGGCAUUAAGUGUUCUUUGUGUCUAUACUGCGAGAAGGCUCUGGGAAGCUUGUACCUGGUUUCCUCUGGGCUUUGUGCUAUGCACCUUUUUCUGUUUGCUGAUUUUGCUUUGUAGCCUUUUGCCGUAAUAAAUUAUAGCCGGCUGUCAGUAAGACUAUAUGCUGAGUCUUGUGAGUCUCCUAACAAAUCAUCAAACUGGGGUGGGGGGGGGCACUUUCGGGACUCCCAAAACAGGAACAAGGGGGACUUCUGGGGUGUUGGUAGUGUUCUCUUUCUCAGUCUGGUGUUGUUUAUGUGGGGUGGGUUCAAGUUGUGAAAAUUCAUUGAGCUGUACAGUUAUGAUAUAUACGCUUUCUACAUAUCUUAAACUUCAAUAAAGAGAUUACACACCACCAGA
Molecule: messenger RNA, 3630 nt
Organism: Leopardus geoffroyi (Geoffroy's cat)
Lineage: Eukaryota; Metazoa; Chordata; Mammalia; Carnivora; Felidae
Gene: DCTN5
Product: dynactin subunit 5
Exons: 6
Coding region: 112-576 (154 amino acids)
Source: RefSeq, a predicted model, not a curated record